GGGCUGGGAAGGGGACCCUGGGAAGGUUCACCUUAUGGGGGGGGGAGACGGGGGGGUGCCCUCCCUCCCAGCGCCUCCAUGGUGAGGGUCCCCCAACAAGGCGAGGGGUGUCUCUGCACCCCCCUGCACCUAAGUGUGUCCCCCCCGCCACCUGGAGCUGCACCCAGCAAUAGUGGGGGGGUCGGGGGGGGAGGGUUCAGCCCACGGUGAACUUUGGCUGCGGGCUCUGCCCCGGCGCAGGGGGAGGAGCGGCUGCAGCCCCCCCGGCUCAGACAGCCACAGCCACAGCAGCGCCCAGAGCUCUCUGAAGCCCCCUGCCAUGUGGCUGUACAUCUUACUGGUGGCACUGGCCUGGGCGCUGGGCUGGCUGGUGCGGGACCGCCAGACCUUGCCCUCGGUGAAGGACAAACACGUCUUCAUCACGGGCUGCGACAGCGGCUUUGGCAACCUGCUGGCGCGGCGGCUGGCCCGGAGGGGCUACCGUGUGCUGGCCGCCUGCCUGACCCAGGACGGGGCCGACGGGCUCCAGCGGGGCUGCCCCGGCCACCUCCGCACCAUCCUGCUCGACGUCACCCGCUCCGACAGCGUCCGCCGGGCAGCAGAGUGGGUGCGGGCAGAGGUGGGCGAGAAAGGUCUGUUCGGGCUGGUGAACAACGCGGGGGUGACGCGCCCCAUGGGCCCCACGGAGUGGAUGGGGGUGGAGGAUUACCGGCGGGCGCUGGCCGUCAACGCGCUGGGCGCCGUGGAGGUGACGCUGGCGCUGCUGGGGCCGCUGAAGCGGGCGCGGGGCCGCGUCGUCAACACCUCCAGCGUGCUGGGCCGCCUGCCCGCCGCGGGCGGGGGGUACUGCCCCUCCAAAGCCUGCCUCGAGGCCUUCUCGGACAACCUGCGGCGGGACAUGUACCACUUCGGGGUCAAGGUCAGCAUCGUGGAGCCCGGGUUCUUCAAGACGCCGGCGACCGACCUGGAGAGCAUCGAGGGGUCCCUGCGGCAGCUCUGGGGCCGCCUGGCCCCCGAGACGCGGCUCAGCUACGGCGAGGAUUUCUUCCACAAGUACCUGAAGGUGCAGCGCCUCAUCAUGACGGCGCUCUGCGACGGGGACCUGACCAAGGUGACGCGCUGCGUGGAACACGCGCUGGGGGCCCGGCACCCCCGCACCCGCUACAGCGCCGGCUGGGACGCCAAGCUGCUCUGGCUGCCGGCGUCCUACCUGCCCGCCUGCCUCGUCGACUUCGUCCUGGCCACCAUCCUGCCCAAGCCGGCCCACCGCGUCCGCUAGUCCCCUGCUGUGGCCACCGACCGCCCCCCGCAAAGCUCCAGGACCAACCCCCCCCCCCCCCCCCCCCAAAAUCUGCAAAUAAACCGCCCAGGCUGGG
Tyto alba (common barn owl) is the source of this 1376-nucleotide messenger RNA. It is a transcript of the gene RDH5, whose product is annotated as retinol dehydrogenase 5. The transcript has 5 exons. Lineage: Eukaryota; Metazoa; Chordata; Aves; Strigiformes; Tytonidae. The coding region runs from base 320 to 1279 and encodes 319 amino acids. The record is from RefSeq and is a predicted model, not a curated record.